AUGGAGUGGAGGUUUAGGUGUUGCUUUAGAGGGUAUCAACCAAUCACUGACCUUUUGCCAAUCACAUUUCUCCCCGGCUUCUCCAGAAGUGCCAUGUCACGACAUAAGGUCGUCAUCGCACCGGCUACUCUCGCGUAUCGGAGCCUCAAGUCUCUAAACGACACCAUUACCACCCUCGGUCACGCACCAGACAAUAUUAGAGACCUCUGUAACGAUCUCGACAUACUACAAAAUCUUUUUAGCUCCCUCCAGACAGAGCUCGGAGAUGCUCAGAGUAUCAGCGAAACUCAAUCUUUGACUCUGGAAAGAUUAAAGCCUGCACUGAACAAUUGCAGAGCAGCUUGUGAUGGGUUCAAUUCCAAGCUAUCUCGAUUUACCUACCAUUCUGAUGCCGAUAAUGUCAACUGGUCCUGUCUACAAUUUGAAGAAGAUGACAUCCUACCCUUCAAAGCUAAGCUAGCGGACUGCAAGAAGAGCGUGGAGGAAAAGACCGGCAAUAACGUCAAAUAUGCGCGAGCAUUCGACGAGUCGCGACAGUUCAUUGGUAAUAUCGGAGAUGCUGGAAAAGGCUGCCCAGUGACGAAUGUUGAAUACGGAGAUGCUCGACAGAAGUCAAAACAAGUCAUAGGGAAUAUGUCGGACGAGGCUGCCAGAGAACUGUUCAAGUGA
Molecule: messenger RNA, 669 nt
Organism: Annulohypoxylon maeteangense
Lineage: Eukaryota; Fungi; Ascomycota; Sordariomycetes; Xylariales; Hypoxylaceae
Exons: 2
Coding region: 1-669 (222 amino acids)
Source: RefSeq, a predicted model, not a curated record